This is a messenger RNA of Brachypodium distachyon (stiff brome), 2885 nucleotides long. RefSeq lists its product as uncharacterized. Gene Ontology annotation, cellular component: nucleus. Gene Ontology annotation, molecular function: DNA binding; histone binding. The record is from RefSeq and is a predicted model, not a curated record. Gene Ontology annotation, biological process: regulation of double-strand break repair; chromatin organization. The transcript has 10 exons. Bases 77 to 2323 code for a protein of 748 amino acids. Lineage: Eukaryota; Viridiplantae; Streptophyta; Magnoliopsida; Poales; Poaceae.
UCGUCAAAGACCUCAAGUCCUCCGCUCAAAGGAAUCAGAUUUCUGAAUUUUAGGAGGCGCCGUCGUCUUCCCGCCCAUGGUCUCCGUCGCCAAGCCUCCGUUCCUCGCGCCCGAGGAUCCGCCCGCCGCCGAAGCCAUGGAUGCCGAGCCAGUCGACAAGCCGGGAGCGAAGGCCGAGGAGGAGCGGGACGAGGAACCGCAGCCGCAGAAGAAGCGGAGUCGGAGGAGAAGGGCACCCGGGGAGAAGGCGGCGCCCGCGACCCCCGCAUCGGGGAGGCCGUCCAGGGAGCGGAAGACGGUGGAGAGGUACACGGAGCUACCUCCGUCCAUCAAGCCAGCCGAAAUUCUCCAGGGCCCUGGAACGAAGCUGAAGGACAUCCCCAAUGUUUCCUUCAAACUAUCAAAGAGAAAGGCAGAUGAGAAUCUUCAGAGUCUUCAUACUAUAAUGUUUGGGACAAAAUCAAAUGUCUAUUACUUAAAAAGGAACAUAACCCAGUUUUCUGGUUUUGUUUGGACUGACAAUCAAGAUAAGCAAAGGAUCAUGAUAAAAGAAAAGCUUGACAAGAUUAACAAGGAGAAGUUACUAGAUUUUUGUGAAAUACUUGAUGUUCAUGUGAAAGCAACUACCAAGAAGGAGGAAGUUUGUAUGAAAUUGCUGGAGUUUUUGGAAUCCCCUUGCAUUACCAAAGAUGUUCUCAGUGAUGUAAAGAAAGGGAGGAGAAAUAGGAGGAUGUCUGAAGGAAGUGGUGAGGCAACUGCUGAAGGUGCUUCCGAAGAGAAGGUUCCUCUACGCCGGUCGCCACGGUUUGCUGGACGGGAACUGGAGCAUCCGAUCGUGCUCGACGAGGCAAGCAAGGAACAUAAAGUCAGGGGUAAGCAACCAGCUAUUACGCCCCUUCGGAGAUCUGCACGGUUUCAUCGAGGUGAUAAGAGUCCGAGCAAGCUCUUAAUGGAAAAGGGAAGUUACCUGAAACAGCUGCCGUUCACACCAAAUGCCCGGGAUAUUGCCCAUAACAGGAAGACUCAAACUAUUGUUAACAAAGACAACAGACUAGAGAAUCCAACAAGGAGUAGCCAGAGAAUUGCUGCAUUAAAGGCUUCAGCUAGGAUGAAAACACACAAGGAGCCCCGGACAUUGUUACAAGAACCCCAAGGUGUUCCUCCCAGGAGAAAGACUGCAGAUGCAUCUUGCAGUAUGAGUGAGAUGCAAGAGCUCAAGCCCAGUUAUUUUGAGGAGCUGACAAGAAAGAGGAAGAGAGGCACUGCAAAAAAGCCGACAUCAAGGAAGCCAAGUCGCCAAGAGCCCAAAUCUGAUUGUGAAACAAUUGCACCUAUAGCUGAACCCAGAAACAUCGUUCACAAAAAGAGUGAAAAUGAUCCUUCUUCCAUAAUGCAGCCUAAAAUUAGUGAUGAUACACUGAUGAACACCAAGGAAUGCAAUGAAGAGUUAAGUGGUAUUAAAAGACGAUCAGAGCAACGGCUUUGUGCUUCGGAUCAUUGGACAGAAGAGCAGGACUUAACAUUGCGCCAGGCUUACUUCGCUGCUCGACCAUCACCACAUUUCUGGAAGAAAGUUUCCAAAAUGGUGCCAGGGAAAUCUGCUGAAGAGUGUUUCAACAGGGUUCAUGCUGACCUUUCAACGCCCACUCCAAUUGCUCCUCGUCCUCGAACAAGUAAAGUACAGUUUUCUCCUCUAGGACAUUUCACAUUGUCCGACACAAAAUUUCCGAAUCUCUUGGAACCUCUAGUCGGAAGACAAAGGACCGCCAGACAGAAGAGCCUAGCAGCACAGAAGACAGUGAGGCAUUUGCUGAAGAAGCAUUCCCUCAUUGACCAAGCUCAAGAGGUUGAUCACUUCUCAGUAUUUGAAACAUCACCUUCUGCAUUGCAAUUGAACAUCCCGCUUGAGGAUUGUCCUGGGACCCCUGACAAUUAUUUAAACUCCUGUUCCCUGCACAAGGAUAGCAUGAGUUAUAAAGCACGAAAGAGACCAUUGUCAAGGUUGAAAACUAAGCAAGAUGAACCAAGCCCAGCAGUUCUGAAGCCUGUAAAGAAUGCUGCUUUACAUGAGAAGUACAUCGAUCAGCUGUCACGGAGAGAAGGCACGAAAAAGCCUCGUAAAAAGGCUGCUGGCAAGAAAGCAACUGGUCCUGAGAGGCCUGUUUCGGAGCAGCAAGCCGGCGGUGGUCUGAAGGCUGUGAAGGACGCUCUCAUAUCAGAAGCAACAGACUUCAUAUCCAAGUUUAAGAAGUCACAAGCCAAUUCCCUCGCACAUGUUCUGGAAAAUACUGAAGAUGAUGAAGAUACUUGUAGUUCAUCGUAAUAUUAGUGGUUCCAAGGUGCUUUUAAUCGCCAAAGGGCCUCUAAAACAGAGACACUAAAGUUGAGAUCGCAUUUGUAAAAGUUAAAACAAAAGGCAAGAAAGAAUUGGAUUCUUAUCAUCAGAAAAAUAGAAAACUGGGUGACCUGACUAGUCAAAGAUGCUGAAAUAAUGCAUUGUGGAUUACCCAGUUCCUCUAAGGAACCAAUAAUAUCCAAGCGCAAGGUGUUACUUUUGGCUGAUGCAUCUUGCUGGAUGUGGUGCUAAAACACUAGUGCAAGCCAAAUGGGCUUGCUGGAUUUGGUGCUUGCCUAGGCAUUGCCAGGUGGUUGACGAAGAGGAAAUGAGAAUGCUUUAUAUUCCAAUAAAGGAGAACGGAAUCUAAUCUAAAUCGUAUCGUGUGCCUGGAGCAGUACUAUGCACUCUCCGUCUCAAAUCUCCGUCUCAAAACAAGUGACGUGAAAUUGUAUAGAUUUUUAUAUAAAUUCAUGUCAUUUAUUUUGAGACGGAGGAAGUAUGUUUCAUCCUUACUAUUGAGUAGGUAAUAAUGAAGAUUUUUUGGUGA